Arabidopsis thaliana (thale cress) is the source of this 1064-nucleotide messenger RNA. It is a transcript of the gene CYCP3;2, whose product is annotated as cyclin p3;2. The transcript is spliced from 2 exons. Gene Ontology annotation, molecular function: protein kinase binding. The coding region runs from base 107 to 799 and encodes 230 amino acids. NCBI's taxonomy places the organism in Eukaryota, Viridiplantae, Streptophyta, Magnoliopsida, Brassicales, Brassicaceae. The record is from RefSeq and is marked reviewed.
GCUUGUAUAUAAAACCUCAACAAAACCUCUCCCUUUCACUUCAUCACUUCAAGUCUUCUCUUCCUCGUUGAUCAAACAUUUUCAAGUACUUUCCGGCGAAACAUCAAUGGCCGUUUCGAAUUCUUUAACAAUCUCUCCGAGGAAACUCCGGUCUGAUCUUUACUCAUACUCAUACCAAAACAAUUCCAAGACACCUCUGGUUAUCUCUGUUCUAUCGUCACUGAUUGAUCGAACUCUGACUCGAAACGAGAGGAUUAGCCGGAGAGCUUUGCCUUCCUCCGGCGCCGGUGGCAAAACUCAGAUCUUUGAUUGCCGAGAAAUCCCUGAUAUGACCAUCCAGUCAUACCUAGGGAGAAUUUUCCGGUACACUAAAGCCGGUCCUUCGGUUUACGUGGUGGCUUAUGUCUACAUUGACCGGUUCUGUCAAACCAAUCCCGGUUUUAGAAUCAGUCUCACUAAUGUACAUCGUCUACUCAUCACUACCAUCAUGAUCGCUUCUAAAUACGUCGAAGAUUUGAACUAUAGGAAUUCAUAUUUUGCGAAAGUAGGUGGACUAGAGACAGAGGAUUUGAAUAAGUUAGAGUUAGAGUUUCUGUUCUUGAUGGGAUUUAAGCUACAUGUGAAUGUGAGUGUGUUCGAGAGUUAUUGUUGUCAUCUUGAAAGAGAGGUUAGCUUUGGAGGAGGUUAUCAGAUCGAGAAGGCAUUGCGUUGCGCUGAGGAAAUCAAAUCCAGACAAAUGAUCAUUCAAGAUCCUAAACAUCAUCAUCAUCAUCAUCAGCUUGCUCGAAUCUUGUUGUAGAGAAAACAAACUCUGUUUUGUUUUUAGUCUUAGUUUUUUUCUUUUGUCGUUUGUGCAUUGUGGUCUUGACUUUCUGACAAACUUGUUGGUUAGAGUUUCUUUUGUUUUUAUUUUAUUUGGUAGGUUGUAAAUGUAGAUAUAGAAGCGUAGAGAUGAGCGGUGAUGUAAAGUAUGAGAUUCAAUGUCAAUUGAAUUUUUUGUAACAUGGUUCAAAUCUAUGUCCUUGCAUUCAGCUAAUCAACAUACUUAUUUCAGGUCUCCUAAG